GAACAUGGUGCAAAACACCAGCUCCAGCCUGCAACAUCAACAUCGCGGUCUUAACCGUGUAGCUACCUAAGGCUUUGUAGCCGUUCGCACCCUUCUCCGUAAGCUCGUCUUAAAGAGCCAGCCGCCGCGCUCUCAUCCGACCGGGCUGCCGCGUCGGGCCUCUCGCGUCUCCUUCUCACCGUAUGCGCCUGCCAUACAUCCACACAAAGCGAUGCGUCUUCUGAACUACGAUGAACAUGGCAAGCUUUGCAUCGCCAGCUUCAAUGAUCGCGCAACACCGCCUUACGCAAUACUGUCACACACGUGGGGAGCGGAUGCAGAGGAGGUGACGUUCGCAGACGUUGUGAACGGCGAUGGCAAGGCUAAGCAGGGCUAUAAGAAGAUUCGCUUCUGCGGACAACAAGCACAGCAAGAUGGCCUGCGAUACUUCUGGGUGGACACAUGCUGCAUCGACAAGAUGGACAAGGCGGAGCUCUUCCACGCUAUCCAAUCCAUGUUUCACUGGUACCAGAACGCGGCGAGAUGCUAUGUGUAUCUGUUAGACGUAUCGAUAAGGAAGAGAAAAGCUGACAACAUGCUCGACAUAUCUAUUUGGGAGCCUUCUUUCAGAGCAAGCCGAUGGUUCACGCGUGGCUGGACGCUUCAAGAGCUGCUUGCUCCAAGCACUGUCGAGUUCUUCUCUCAAGAGUGGGAGAAGCUUGGUAGCAAGAAAUCGCUCAAGUCAUUGAUCCAAAUAAUCACAGGGAUUUCUGAAGAGGCGCUCGAUGGAGCUCCCCUUUCCCAGUUCAGCUUGGAAGAACGAUUACGAUGGAAAGACGGUCGCCAAACUAAAUACAAAGAAGACGAAGCGUAUAUAUUGCUCAGCCUCUUCGAUAUCUACAUCCAGCCGCUCUAUGGUGAGGGGCUGGAGGAAGCGUUCCGCCGAUUCAGGAGCGAGCUCGUGUUGCAAUUCGUGCCUUAAGCAAAGCUUGUAGACACUAUUCGAUUGGUUCUCGGGGA
This is a messenger RNA of Macroventuria anomochaeta, 999 nucleotides long. Its product is annotated as HET-domain-containing protein. The transcript has a single exon. The record is from RefSeq and is a predicted model, not a curated record. The coding region runs from base 212 to 961 and encodes 249 amino acids. NCBI's taxonomy places the organism in Eukaryota, Fungi, Ascomycota, Dothideomycetes, Pleosporales, Didymellaceae.